AUGUUGUUUCAUCGCCACGCUAUUUCUUCUCAUCUCAACGCAUCUAGAAGCUCGACUGCAGUUAGGGUUUGGAUUCAAUUUACAGCUUCAAUUUCGAGUCUCAAAGUAGUGUGGCGUAGAGACCCAAAGCUAGACCAAGCAAUCGAGAACGAUAAAGCGUGGAGACAAUGUGCAAAAGUUGUUAAAGAGGUGUUAAACGAACCUGGUAAAGUAAUCCCUCUUCGAUAUUUGGAGAAACGUCGGGAAAGAUUACGACUUACAGUCAAGAUCCAAACUUUUUUAUCCCGAAAUCCAGAGUAUUUCAAAUUAAACGGAAGUCCAGGAGAAGGAAAUUCGUAUUUAGAAUUGGUUACUUGGAACCCUAAUUUUGCGAAAUCAGUGAUAGAACAAAGGGCCGAUGAUGAAUCAAAGUCAACAGGCAUAAAAAUCCGACCAUCUUUCAAUUGGAAGCUCCCAUCAGGUUUUCUAAUCAGGAAAGAAAUGAGAGAAUGGAUCAGAGACUGGAUGGAACUUCCAUACAUAUCACCAUAUGACGAUGCAUCAGAUUUAGAUCAAGCAUCUCAAGAAAUGGAGAAGAGAACAGUGGGUGUUUUUCACGAAUUACUCUCGUUGUCAUUAUACAAAAGAAUCCCAGUCCCAAUAUUAGGCAAAUUUACAGAAGAAUAUAGAUUUUCAAACGCAUUCUCAAGUGUCUUCACAAGGCAUUCAGGAAUCUUUUACAUGUCACUUAAAGGUGGGAUUAAAACAGCAAUGUUGAGAGAAGCUUAUAAGGGAGAUGAGUUAAUUGACAGAGACCCAUUACUAGAAGUCAACGAUAAUUUCAUUUUGUUAUUGGCUGAAGGACAUAAACAGAGGAUAGAAAAACUAAAUCUUCAGAAACAAGCAGUUGAAAACAAUACUACACCAAACAAAGGCCUCCCAAUUGUCAUGCAUAUGGAAUGA
Lactuca saligna is the source of this 942-nucleotide messenger RNA. Lineage: Eukaryota; Viridiplantae; Streptophyta; Magnoliopsida; Asterales; Asteraceae. The record is from the annotation of a GenBank genome assembly.